Molecule: messenger RNA, 5265 nt
Organism: Hylaeus anthracinus
Lineage: Eukaryota; Metazoa; Arthropoda; Insecta; Hymenoptera; Colletidae
Gene: Alh
Product: protein AF-10
Exons: 13
Coding region: 29-3127 (1032 amino acids)
Biological process (GO): regulation of transcription by RNA polymerase II
Cellular component (GO): nucleus
Molecular function (GO): histone binding; nucleosome binding
Source: RefSeq, a predicted model, not a curated record
UCGUCUUCCGAAUUGCUUGGAGCACAGCAUGAAGGAGAUGCUUGGAGGGUGCUGUGUGUGUUCUGACGAGAGGGGAUGGACUGAGAAUCCGCUGGUGUACUGCGAUGGCCAAGGUUGCACCGUUGCCGUACAUCAAGCUUGCUACGGUAUCGUCACAGUACCAACUGGGCCAUGGUACUGCAGGAAAUGUGAAUCACAGGAACGAAGUGCACGUGUGCGUUGCGAAUUGUGUCCCAGUCGAGAUGGAGCUCUUAAGAGAACGGAUCAGGCUGGGUGGGCUCAUGUUGUCUGCGCGCUUUAUAUACCAGAGGUUCGAUUUGGUAACGUAACAACAAUGGAGCCGAUUAUUUUGCAACUUAUACCGACAGAAAGAUUUAGUAAAUCUUGCUAUAUUUGCGAAGAACAAGGGAGAGGUAGCAGAGCUAAUGUGGGAGCAUGUAUGCAAUGCAACAAGACAGGCUGCAGGCAGCAAUUUCAUGUCACGUGUGCGCAAGCUCUUGGCUUGCUUUGCGAAGAGGCUGGCAACUAUUUGGACAAUGUCAAGUAUUGCGGAUACUGUCAGCAUCAUUAUUCAAAAUUGAAAAAGGGUGGUAACGUAAAAACAAUACCACCGUACAAACCGAUACCAGCUGACAAUGGCUCGUCAGAUUCGUCUCCUGAAAAGGAAGCAGAAACACCGAUAAAGUCUUCGUCAAGUGGUAAACGAAAGAGUUCAAGUUCCAAAUCCGCUACCAAUUCUAAAAACAAAUCCAAUACUAGUCCAAGUCUAGAAAUAAAUGGCGUUGCUGACGACAAAAGCAGCAGCGGCCGUAACACACCCAAAGACAACACCACAAAUUCAAGUAAAUUCACAACUUCCAACUUCGUAGAGACAAUCGUCACCCAAUCGGAGAGUGUCUUUGGGCAUGAUGGCACUACUUCAACUACUACAACAGUGAUGAUUAAGUCGGGAUCGAAUUCGAACUCUGGCCACAAAAACAGUGGACAAAUGAAAUUGAACUCAUCGUCAAACAAGACCUCGAUCCAUAGUAAAAAGAGAAAAACUGGAGCUCGUACACCGACGGUGAUAGGAAACGAGAAUUCUAACCAAUCAGUCAGUUCGGAGGCUAGUGGCUCGGUCGUGGUUGCGGUCAGCUCCAUUGUGCAACAAGCGAUUUCAAGCAACAGUGUACAGAUAACGGAAGCGACUAGUCUAAGUACAACCACAGACCCAGAAAAAUCCAAAAAGCUGAAAGUUGAGAGUCCCGUCCAGUCAUUGUCGAGCACUCCAGUCAGCACCGAAGCAUCCACCACACCUGUGAUAAUGGCUGUGACGCAGUCCCAGUCGUCGGUUGUUACCCAGUCGCCGACGACUACAUCGAAUAGCAUAGUCGUAUCCGUUCCCCUGACCGCGACGUCGCUUUCUAAUACAGUGCAGAGUGUAGUAACGAGCGCUCCAACCCUGUAUCAGCAGUUGCAACAGAGCAUCAUCACCACAGCGGCCACCACGGAGCUGAGGGCGAGUGCAAUGUCGAAUUCGGAGAAAUUUGCUCCAGAAGAAGCACCUGCUAAGAGAUCUCGUUCUCAAUCGUCGGAUAAGCAGGAGAGGACACGCAAACCAAAGCGUGGUUCGUCCAAUAGUCAACCAGCACUGCCACAACCGCAAUUGCAACAACAACCCCAACCAACAGGUUCUUCCGUAGUAACAUCGGUAUCCAGUAGCGCAGUGGUGACUACGUCCAGGCGGGGAGGAAGAAGUAAUCAUCAGACUCCUCCGCCUGCUGUGUCCGUAACGCCCAUACCAUCCAUUAUUCAAGGACCAACGUUAAGCGGUGGGCAUUUUAGCAGCGUCGGAUCUGGUUCUACAAAUACGAUGGGUCCUACAGUUAAAGAGUCUCCCCCGAGCAGCCCUGGAUCCGAAAGUAUGAGUAGCAACGGACCGGGAAGGCGAAAGAGAAAAAGUGCUAGUGCAGCUUCUACGACGCCUACACCUUCUGCAUCAAGCACUCCAACGCUUACGAACCCUAAAGAAGAGAAAGAUGUUAAGCUGUUUCAGAAUGGAGUUAGUGCACCGCACAUGUUAGGGAAUCAAUUGAACCCAACCUCGACGAUGGCACAAAAGAUGUCCGACACCCUGUCGCAAGAACUGGAAGCACAUUCUAUUUUUACAGAAGCGAGUAAUUCCACAACGAAUUUAGUCGGCCCACAACUACAUAGUCGGGUGAUCGCGUCUAUUCGGUCGAAUCAGGCUAGUGCACCGCCUACAUCCUUUUCUUCAGUUUUUAAUACAGCAAGUAAUGCCAACCCCAACACCAGCACCAGUACUGGCGCUGGUUCCAUCACCGGUUCGCUAGGAGGUGGAGCGAUACCCCAAACAUUGGAUCAACUUCUAGAGAGGCAAUGGGAACAAGGAAGUCAAUUCUUGAUGGAACAGGCUCAACAUUUUGACAUCGCUUCCCUACUUUCGUGUCUUCAUCAAUUAAGAGCAGAAAACCUUAGGUUAGAAGAACAUGUAAAUAGUCUGUUACAAAGGAGAGAUCACUUAUUGGCUGUGAACGCUAGACUUGCUAUCCCACUGACAACUCAGCCUAGUACGCAUCCAGCGAACAAUAUACAUCCAUCUGUCAAUCCGUCUCACCCCAAUGUUCCACACCCUGAUGUUCCACCAGGAGCUGCAGCUCCAGUUCCAAGAGUGAACCGUGAACCUCGAGUGAACAACACGUACAUGCCUCAUUCGAGUUCCAGUAAUCAUUCAACAACAUUAGAGAACGGUUUACCUCCGGAUCCCUCGCCUCCAGCUGCCGCGUCUCUGCCUCAAUAUCAACACAGGACUUCGUUAGUGGCACCUCAACCAAGUCCAACAAUCAGACACAGCCCGGCAGGAAGUGCGUAUCAUCAAGGGCAACCCAGCAAUAUCGUGUCUCCGGCACCCGCCAGCAAUUCUGGAGUUGUCAGGAACUCAUCUGUUACACCGGAUCCGUUGCGUGGAGUGCCAAGGUCAGUUCCACAGACAUUGAGCAAUUACAUGCCUUCGAUGUAUCAAUCCACUAUGUCCAGUCUGACAAAUAAUCAAGUAGGUAAUGUUCAUAAUCUUCAUUCUCAUGGACCUUCUCCACCCAGCCACGGGCCGCCUGGGAAACCCAGCUGAAGAUAAAUGCAAGCACUGAGUAAAUAGAAGCGUCCUGCAUUCAUUAGCAGACGUGGUAGCGAUGAAGCUUAAUCAUCAACCUGGAGACGUACUCCAUUCUCAAAAAUGGGUAGGAAACUCUCAUCGCCUCACCCUUCGCUAUCAAUUCGACACGUGCUUCGUCGCUUAAAAUCGAUUUUAUCGUAUUUUAUUUGGUUUUGACUUUUGUUAUCAAACUCCACAGUUCGCUGUGUAGUUGAUGAUAUUAAUUUAUGAAGUAAUGAUGAUGUGGAUAAUUCUAAAUACGUAACUCUAUGUAUUUCUAAGCAGAAUUUUCGACAUGGCGUCUGAAUGUAAAAAUGACGAGCACGACAAUUAGGGAUAGUUUCACAAGCAAAAAGGGGAGGCACUUUAUAUGUUGGUUUUCCUUUUUCGUUUCUCCUUGGUUACGCGUCGUUGAGCACGUCUAAGACAAUCUUUCCAUCGUCGGCAUCAUGAUGAAAGAGAAAAAUAAACGGGAAAUCCGCAGAUGUACAAAUCUUAGAUUGUAAGUUAAUCUACCGCGACGAGAAUAGCAAUAAUAUUUACAAGUAGAUGUACAUUUUAACGGAAGGUGACCGCGUGUAAGUCUGGUGGUACGACAAAGUUCACCCGUCGUUUUAUACAGAGGCAUUUCUCACAAAAACGUUUCACCAACUUUCCACGAUUUUUAUUCUUUUUGUUGGUAAGAAAGGAAAGGAUUCGGGAUUCGGAGGAAGUGAUUGUUAAUUCGAGUCGGGAAAUGCAAAGUCAACAAAGUUGAAUGAUUUCAAUUGCCCAUUGUUGUUAAGUGACUCUGUAUACUUGAAAAAAGUAUACUUUCCAUUUGACCAAACUUUUUUACUCUGGUAAAUACAGAAUAUCCUCCUGCCCCUGAAUCCUUUAUUUCAAGCGCUCUGCAGAUUCAAAUGCCAUGCUGUUAAUUUUGGUGGGAAGGGGGGAGGGGGGAGGGGGGGGGUCUCUUUAGAACACCACUGUCGACAAAGGCUGCACCUUUGAUAGUAGACCUUUUAUAGUAGAUUUUAAUGCGGAAUCGAUCUGUCUCACAACUAGACGAUGUAUAUUCUAAUCUUAUACAUAAAACAUACUUAGAAGUACAACACGAGCACUGCCUUCCACCAAUAAAGCGUCGCCGUGAGACAGGUCGAUUAUUAAGCUCCUCUCCGUAGCAAAUGUAUAAUUGAUAUUAAUCGAGGCUUUCUAGUAUAAGCCGUGUCUUUUGAGUAAGAUACUUGUACGUUGCAGCUAGCUUCUUCAGGGUUCAAAUGACACACCGAUAUCGGUGCUGAUAUCGUACUAUAACUUGGCUCAUAUUUAUACUUUAACUGCCGGCCUAUUUAAAAAGAGUCUACACUUUAGAAGAGAACUUUUUACAUUAGUCUAUAUCGAUCUAGGUUGAUAUUAACUUUUGCAUACUGUGAACAGGUAUAUUAAAAGCAUUGUUUGUUUCUAAAUGUUGAGCACUAUAAGUAGACGAAUCAACAACACCGUUAAUAGAUUCCAAUAAAUACCUACCUAAUUUGUAAGGAAGUGCAAUGAUGAUUAAACGUUGAAGUAUUUUACUCAAAUGAAUAAGCCUCAUUUAAUAUCAACCAUAAAGAACCGAGCCAUGAAAGUCUCGAAUAUCUUAAACGUGUAAUUGCUUCUACUUCAAUUUGGUUCUCGAUUGACUGAUAGAGCUGUACCGUGAGUCGUGGCAACCAUAUUGGCUCGGAGCCUUAACGUUUCAUAAGUUUUUCCUCAAGUUUGCUCGAGGAGUGUUUCAAUAUUGUACAUUAUAGGUUUCACACGCUUCGUUUGUGAACACAGCGGGUUUAUUUUGCAAUUCAUCUUCCUUCAUUGCUGGUACCUUACCUUUCUCUAUGGCAUCGAAUACUUGGUUUGAAUCAUAAGGGACAGUGUAAUCUUUAUCGAUCACUGUAAUGGUAACCGAAUGGUAGAUACGUAAUCAAAAUUUCUUACGAGAGUACAGAAAACUGUUGGGAGAAUUUAUAGGACGAAAUUUUGCUUGAAGACUAGAGAAAAUGAGAAAAAUUUGGAUCGCAAAGGGUUAAAAUAAACCUCCAUUGGAGCUGUUAGAGUAUUUGUAACUAGAAGACCAAGCUUCUCCUUUUAUAGGA